AUGGCGCCAGUACGUGACACGCGGUGGUUAGGGUUCGGGGUGACAUUACUAACCCUGGCGGUACUGGUGGGUCUGGGGGUGGAAGCGACAGAGCCAACUGACAGCUACCGAUUGACGGGGAGCGGUGGCAGCAGCAGCAGCAGCAGCGCAUCGACAGCGUCCGCAAUGGAGACGGUGUCAACAUCAACUUCAUCAACCUCAACCGCCGCUACUAUCAACCGCUGUCGCGAAGCCUGCCUGACAAAGCAUGCCGUACCCGACAUGGCGUGCAGCCAAACGCGAGCCUGCUCUACGUGUUGGAGCAGCUGUACAAAUCCGGGCGUUCUACCACCAACACCGCCAUCCGGUAGAACCACUCUGCCCCGAUGUCAGUUACUGCUCACCGUGCAACGGAUGGUACGCAACGAGUCUCUCGUCACGGCGGAUGUCAGCUGGUCGGCAACCCAGUCCGACAUCUGCAGUGGUACCAGCUUCGGACUUCCCGGUUCCAACCAAUGUCUCGUCACGUGGGAAGUGUCCGGCGGUGGGCUGAUGGGUAACCUGCUGACUGAGUCCACCAGCGUGCAGCUAUCGCUCUGGUCCGACACAAACUACCGCGUGCAGGUUACAUGCCGCAGUAAGCAUUCGAGCUCCCUGAUCCGGUCGGCACCGCUUGUUCUGAGUACCGCCGGUGCCAGCACCACGCAGGAGGCACAUCGGAAGACGCCGCUGCCGGAUGUGACGGCUUCCACGGUACAGCUGCUAAGCGAAAUUGCCGAAGGUGAUGACGAUGAGGCACUGGCGCGCGAACUCGACUCCUCCGAAGACCUCGACCGGGAUGGGCACCGUAGGCGACCACCGGGUCGUCUCCAUCCCUGGCCAAUCGCACGUGAAAGCGAGAGUGAGAUCGCUAUCCUGGCAUUGUUUGUCGCGAUGCUGCUCUUUCUGCUCGUCCUGCUAACGAUCGUGAUACUGGUCAAGUGGCGGCCCGCCCCCGGUGAGCCCGACCGGCACGAGAAAGCUGUACUGGUGGAGAACGACGUUAUGGUUGAGAUCCUGCACGUCUAGAAGCACAGCGGGUGAGUGUAAAUAUUCAACGAUCGCAACCUAACCUGCUGCCCUUGGUGCGGGCGAUCGGAUUAGCUAAAUGAAACACAUGCAGCAAACACACUUUGGUCAAGUCUCCCUUCGCUAGUGAAUGGGGUGAGCAAACAAAAACCAACGAAUUAAUCUAGCUAGAAUUGUUGUCUAAGGCUGCCGUAACAAAGCGGACGAAAAAAAAACAACAAAAACUAAUCUCACACGCCAUGAAACAAACGAACAGCAAAACUCCCGUUUAUUUUCCGUUGGCGUUUGCUUCUAUUCUUAGCACAAACAAAUGACGCUGAAAUUUCAACUCUACACUCCACGACUCCAAUCCUUCGCUUUGCCUCCAUUGAUUGCAUCAUUUGUAGAUAAAUGCCUCUCAUUAGAUUUUUAAAAUGCAAAACACCACUGUUCUUUAGGGAUGUCGUUUCGCAAACACCCAAUACAAAACAAACAAACAAAAAAACACCGACGCACUAUGAAUUAAAUCUGUGUGUAUAUGUCUGUUCUACAACUUCUUCCUCGCCUACGCUUAAUUGGACCGUUAACGGACUCCUAGUAGACGACCAGAACCGAUGAGCGCGAACGAAAGCUAAUUGGAAAUAAUUGUCUCGCAAACCAGUGUGUGCCCAAGUUUCGGGAGUGGAUAAUACGAAACAUUAUCAGGAAAAUUACUCAAAUUAUAGCGCUCGACGGUGGUGUGAAUUGGCUGUAAGCAUAAAGGCAUAAUACUUGCUUCGUAAAUGUUUCACACAACGUAUCCGUUCAGUACAAAACAUUAUCAACGAAGAUGAAUUAGUGAAAAUUUCAAUGCCAAAAAGCGCAGAAAGGAAACGGGCCUAUUUUAGCGAAGGUGGUAAUACAUUUUGGCGUAGCAUUAAAAAUGGCUGUAGAAAGACGACAACAAACAAACAUCAUUUUUAAAUAUCGAGAAGCAUUUUUUUCCAUCCUUAACGCUUGCUGCGCGAUUAUGUAAAUAUGUGCAUUAAAAAUUGUUGCCAAGCUAAGAUUAUUCGUAAGAUUUUACGUAAGAUAAAGAAAGAGAUCUAUAUAUUAGAAUAGGGCAAUGAAGAUUUUUUUCUAAAGCUUUGUUUCUAAAGUUACAACAAAAAGCUAGAAUAUUGUGCCAACUAUAAUAUACAGAUGACGUAUCGUAAUGCCGAUGAGAGUGUAUCCCCUUUUCCGUCUUAUUAGAUUUUAACAAAAAGCAACUCUCAACAUAGCGAAAUAUAAAAAAAAUAAAAUAGCAUUAAAAAAACACACACACAAAGAAACAUAAAUUAACCUCCUCUUGUGCAGGAAAGGCAAAAUAAAAAGAAAAGCCACAAACACAGGGCCGGAAAACCUAAUCAGUUCCUUAUGCAAGCAAAAGAGAGUCUCCGGCCAUUUGCCUGCCAGCAGUAGCAGUAAUCAACCGAUUGAUAGUUCAGCAUAUCGUUGCCGUGUUAGUCCCAGCAACAGCUAAAUUAAAACAGCAACGAAUAAAGACAACAGCAAAAAACCACAGCAAACGAAAGAUAAACCUGCUGAGCUGACCGAGCACGAGCGAACGAGAGAAAUGGAAAGAUAAUUGUAGCAAAAGCAUUAGUAGCAGUUUCUUGCUUUGCUAUUAUUUGUUUUGCUUUGGAAGCGAGAAGGAUUGACGAGGGAACGAACGGAAUGGGGUAAGAGAGAGAGA
Messenger RNA from Anopheles moucheti, 2743 nucleotides. Its product is annotated as transmembrane protein fend-like. The coding region runs from base 1 to 1047 and encodes 348 amino acids. NCBI's taxonomy places the organism in Eukaryota, Metazoa, Arthropoda, Insecta, Diptera, Culicidae. The record is from RefSeq and is a predicted model, not a curated record. The transcript has 4 exons.